AUGGACACUACAUCAGCUCCACAAAUAAUCGAGCAUAUCAAUGAACCUCUCAAUUUCACUCCUUUCGACGUUCGUUGGGUACCCCGAUCAGCCCGAUUUGCUCUGAUGGGGCAGUUCCCAAAGGCAACGGGGGUUGUUCGUAUCUGCGAGAUGGAUCAAGGCAAACUCACGAAGUUGAUAGAGAAAGAAUGGCCUGUUGGGGUCAAGUGUGGAACAUUCGCGGCCUCCCCUUCCUACGACGCUAGACAUCUGGCUAUCGGUGACUACCAAGGCCGCCUCACUAUUUUCGACGUGGAUCGUAUGGACAAACCAUCCUUCAGUGUCAAGGCUCACGGCUCAAUAAUCAACACUGUUGACGGAUGCAAAGGUCCGGGACCAGUCGAGAUCGUAACCGGAUCUAGAGAUGGCAGCGUGAAGAUAUGGGAUCCUCGAACACAAGACCCAGUGGUCUGCCUCGAGCCAGUGACCACACCUCAAGAUAAUCAUUGCUGGGCCGUGGCCUUCGGGAAUGCGUAUAACGAGAUCGAACGGGUCGUCGCUGCAGGUUACGAUAACGGCGACAUCAAGCUAUUCGACCUCCGCACGAUGCAGCUUCGAUGGGAUACUAACGUGAAGAACGGCGUGACUCAUGUCGCCUUCGAUAGGAAGGACAUCAAAAUGAACAAGCUGGCAGUUAGCUGCCUCGAAGCUACCAUGAUAGUUUACGAUAUGCGAACCUAUAAUCCAACCUCUGGCUACAGUGGAUGCCUUGAGAAAGUUCUUACCAGAGGGGAAAACCAGAAAAAUCAGCCACAAGGAGGAGCUGGCACUGUUUGGGGCUGCCAUUUCCUGCCACAAAACCGUGAUAUCUGGUGCACUGCUGGGGGAUCGGGCGGCCUCUUUUUGCACAAAUACAAUUAUCCAAUGGAACGCGAGACGCGUGAUAAGAACAACAAUCCUCUUGGUGUUGCUGGUACCUGUGAGCUAUUGAACCAACGUGAUGUAUCGACACAGCCCAUCAUCGCCUUCGAUUGGCAUCCCGACAAGGAAGGUUUAGCUGUUAUGGGGAGUCUCGAUCAGACUGUCAAAGUGGCUAUUUGCACGAAGCUGAACCUGUACUGA
Perkinsus marinus ATCC 50983 is the source of this 1101-nucleotide messenger RNA. RefSeq names its product G-beta repeat protein, putative. NCBI's taxonomy places the organism in Eukaryota, Perkinsozoa, Perkinsida, Perkinsidae. Bases 1 to 1101 code for a protein of 366 amino acids. The transcript is spliced from 11 exons. The record is from RefSeq and is a predicted model, not a curated record. Gene Ontology annotation, molecular function: ubiquitin binding.